Messenger RNA from Rotaria sp. Silwood1, 2211 nucleotides. NCBI's taxonomy places the organism in Eukaryota, Metazoa, Rotifera, Eurotatoria, Philodinida, Philodinidae. The record is from the annotation of a GenBank genome assembly.
AUGUUAUCAUCGCAACGUCGUCAUAUACUACAUGUAUGUUGUUUUCUAAUAUUUAUUUUUAUAUUUGAAAUAUUGGCCGGUGGUAUAAUUUUAUUUCCAUCAUAUCAAAUAUCUUCCAUAUAUAUAACUGAUAAUCCAAUUGAAUAUUAUGGUUUAUAUUCAACUAUAAUUAUUUAUUUUAUACGUUUAUUAUCAUUAUUACCAUUACCAUUGGCUAUAUGUCAUACAUGUGGUUUAAUAUUAUAUAAUGUUUUUCCUGAUCGACCAACAUUAGAAAAUUCACCAUUAUUAGGACCAAAAAUUCGUAUACGUGUUGUUACACGUGGUGAUUAUCCUGAUUUAGUACGUACAAAUAUUAAACGUAAUUUAGAUACAUGUUCAAAAGUUGGUUUAAAUAAUUUUCAAAUUGAAAUUGUUACUGAUAAAUUAAUUAAUUUAAAUGGUUUACCAAUAAAUAUGAUAAGAGAAAUUCUUGUACCAAAUGAUUAUAGAACUAAAACAGGUGCAUUAUAUAAAUCACGUGCAUUACAAUAUGCAUUAGAACCUGAUAUAAAUCAAUUAUCACCAAAUGAUUAUAUUGUACAUUUAGAUGAAGAAACAUUAUUAACAGAAAAUUCUGUUCGUGGUAUAUUAAAUUUUGUUAAUUCAAAUAAAUAUGAUAUUGGACAAGGUUUAAUAACAUAUGCAAAUGAAACAAUUGUUAAUUAUAUAACAACAUUAGCUGAUAGUAUGCGUGUUGGUGUUGAUUUAGGAUGUUUAAGAUUUUGUUUAAAAAAAUUUCAUAAACCACCAUUCUUAUUUAAAGGAUCAUUUGUUGUAUGUCGAGCACAAUGUGAAUUUGAAGUAACAUUUGAUAAUGGACGUGCUGGUUCAAUAGCUGAAGAUACUUAUUUUGCUAUGUUAGCUAUGUCAAAAAAUAAAAAAUUUGGAUGGAUUGAAGGUGAAAUGUGGGAAAAAAGUCCAUUUACAUUAACAGAUUUUAUUAAACAACGUAAACGAUGGUUACAAGGAAUUCUAUUAGUUGUACAUGAUAGACGUUUACCUAUUCGAGUUCGAAUUGGAUUAGGCAUUGCAUUAUAUUCCUGGGUUACAUUACCAUUAACUUCAUUAAAUGUUAUUCUUACUCCACUUUGUCCUAUACCUUUACAUUGGACAUUAAAUUUUUUAAUUGGUUAUGUUGGAGCUGUUAAUAUUUAUUUAUAUAUAAUAGGUGCAGUUCGUUCAUUUUCAUUAGUACGUUUAGGUUAUGCACAAUUUGCACUUCGAAUAUGUGGUACAUUAGCAACAAUACCAUUUGUUAUUGUAUGUGAAAUAACUGCAGUUCUUUGGGGUUUAUUUAGUGACAAAGGAAAAUUUUAUAUUGUUGAUAAACAAUUAGGAUCAAUGAACUUUUUUUCUUCUGUUGGUGUUAUUGUUCUGGCCUCGACUGGAGCUGCAUAUAUAAUAAAAGACGAUCAAUCAUCAUCGUCGUCUGUCGUUGGUGGUACUAAAUCAAAAACAAGUUCAAUGAGUUCAUCAGAAGAAGUUUCAUGGAUUUCAUGGUUUUGUGGUCUUCGUGGUAAUGAAUUUUUUUGUGAAGUUGAUGAAGAUUAUAUUCAAGAUAAAUUUAAUUUAACUGGUCUUAAUGAACAAGUACCUCAUUAUCGUCAAGCACUUGAUAUGAUUCUUGAUCUUGAACCAGAUGAUGAUCUUGAUAAUCAAGAUAAUCCUAAUCAAUCUGAUUUAAUUGAACAAGCUGCUGAAAUGCUCUAUGGUCUUAUUCAUGCACGUUAUAUAUUAACUAAUAAUGGUAUAGCACAAAUGCUUGAAAAAUUUCAAAAUGGUGAUUUUGGUCUUUGUCCUCGUAUUUACUGUGACAAUCAACCAAUGUUACCGAUUGGCUUAUCAGAAGUUCCUGGUGAAGCUAUGGUUAAACUUUAUUGUCCUAAAUGCAUGGAUGUUUAUACACCUAAAAGUUCUCGACAUCAUCAUACAGAUGGUGCAUAUUUUAGUACUGGUUUUCCUCAUAUGUUAUUUAUGGUUCAUCCAGAAUAUCGACCAAAACGACCAACAAAUCAAUUUGUUGCACGUCUUUAUGGUUUUAAAAUUCAUUCAAUGGCUUAUCAAUUACAAUAUCAAGCAGCAGCUAAUUUUAAACAAUCAAAUUCAACUUCAGUUAUUCCAAGUAGUGCUGGUGGAACAACAACAACACGACCACUUAUUAAAGAUUAA